AUGAACCAAACGACUAUCUACAAAAUCACUCAAAUGCAAGAACAAGUUUCCCAACUCGAACAAAAACCCGAAUCACAGACUCAAAUAUUUCUUGAAGCAGCUCAACAAGCAAGAGAAGGCGGUGUUGCCAACACUCUUAAUCUAAACUUGAUGGGCUUUUGGGACAUUCCUAGAGUACUUGAGGAAGCAACAAAAGCAUUCGGCUCUCAUGGAUAA
Molecule: messenger RNA, 216 nt
Organism: Gilbertella persicaria
Lineage: Eukaryota; Fungi; Mucoromycota; Mucoromycetes; Mucorales; Choanephoraceae
Exons: 3
Coding region: 1-216 (71 amino acids)
Source: RefSeq, a predicted model, not a curated record